Molecule: messenger RNA, 1527 nt
Organism: Alligator mississippiensis (American alligator)
Lineage: Eukaryota; Metazoa; Chordata; Crocodylia; Alligatoridae
Gene: NEUROG3
Product: neurogenin 3
Exons: 1
Coding region: 1-546 (181 amino acids)
Molecular function (GO): protein dimerization activity
Source: RefSeq, a predicted model, not a curated record
AUGUCUCCGCAGCAGCCGCCCGACGGCGCCGCCUCCCCGCCGCCGUCCGCCUGCAGCCCGCCGGGCUCCCCGCCGCGGAGGCCGAGGGGGCGGCGGGGCCGCGGGCGGGCGCGCAGCGAGGCGGCGCUGAGCCGGCAGAAGCGCAGCCGGCGCAUGAAGGCCAACGACCGCGAGCGCAACCGCAUGCACCACCUCAACUCGGCGCUGGACGCGCUGCGCGGGGUGCUGCCCACGCUGCCCGACGACGCGCGCCUCACCAAGAUCGAGACGCUGCGCUUCGCCCACAACUACAUCUGGGCGCUGACCGAGACGCUGCGCCUGGCCGACCAGAGCCUGUUGCCUGGCCGCGAGCCGCCGGGCCCGGCCGGCGCCUGCCUGCUGCCCCUGCCCAGCCCCGGCAGCGCCUCGCCCUGCGACUGGGACUCGCUGUGCUCGCCCGACUCGCGGGCCGGCAGCCUCAGCCCCGCCGGCUCCACGGAGGAGGCGCGCGCCUACCCCGCGCCCUGCCUGCGGCACAGCCCCCGCGCCUGCCCGCAGCUCUCCUGAGCCGCCCCCUCUCCUGCCCCUGGGGGCCGCCCACGCUCCAGGCGCCAGCUCUUGCCCCUCACCCGCUUUGCCUUAAACGGAACGGGCCUCGUCCCUUCUCUGUGCACUUUUCAGGCUCCUGCUAGAGGCGUCGACGCGGGGCUGCUUGGGGCACCGACGCUGCUGAGCUCCGGCCCGGCCUGGCUUGCAAGAAGCAGCAGCAGCAGCAGAAGACAUGCACCCGGGUGUAAAUUAUGAGUCGCGUCGCCGCUGUUUGUAUUUAUUGCCCUGUCUCCCAACGCACAUCUCUAUUUUGUACACGGCCUGCUGCUGUCAUUGUUCCGCGCCCUGGGUGGGCAGGGCAGGGCGGGUGCAGCACGUUUUAUAACACCCCCCCCCCCCCCGCACCACCACCAGGAGCCACCCCUGUCGCGGGGGGACGCAGGGGCCCGGCUGAGUGCACCCAGGGGCUCCCCAGGGAUGGGCAGGUGUGGUCUCGCUCCGCGGACCCCUGUGUUCGGGGCCCGGCGAGCUCCCGGGGGUGGGGGACAUCGCGCCGCAGGAGCUGGCCCGCCGGCGGGGCACGGGCGCCCCGAUCGCAGGAGGGACGAAACUCGGCAGCUGCGGCCUCCGGCGGGGCUCCGCGUCUCAGCGCCGCCCCCGGCAGCGGCGUCAGAAACCCGCCGUCGAGCAUCUCCGUGCGCCCCGCACCAGCCCCGCGUCGCGCGGCGCACCACCCGGGGGCUGCCAACGAGCGGCCGCAGGGAGGCGGGGGCAGCUCGAGGGGAACGGGCUCCCAGCGGCCUUUCGCCGCUCUCGCUUGUCCGCCGGGGCCUGACAGAGCUGCGGGCUUGCCUCCUCACUGGGGGGUCCCGCGCCUGAGGGAGGGGAAACAGCUUCGAGCGGUGCGCGACUGGGCUGUCGGCGCCGCGAUCUGGCACCGUCGGAGCCCUUGGGCCCCCCGCGCCUCAGCAUCUUCACUAGCCAGGGGCUAGGCUGGCU